Molecule: messenger RNA, 2802 nt
Organism: Cricetulus griseus (Chinese hamster)
Lineage: Eukaryota; Metazoa; Chordata; Mammalia; Rodentia; Cricetidae
Source: RefSeq, a predicted model, not a curated record
UCCAGGCAAGUCCAGAAAGUCUCUAGCCAUGUCAUUUGCGGAGGCGGGGGAUGUUUUCCACAGAGCCCGGGGCAGGACCCUGGACGCGUUUUCCUCAGAAAAGGAAAAGGAAUGGAAAGGCCCAUUCUACUUUAUCCAAGGCGCAGACCCCCAAUUUGGGCUGAUGAAGGCCUGGUCCACUGGGGAUUGUGACAAUGGCGGUGAUGAGUGGGAGCAGGAGAUCCGUCUCACUGAGAAAGCUGUUGAGGCCAUCAACAAGCUGAGCCCCAAACCCAAAUUCUUUGUUCUUUGUGGCGACCUCAUCCAUGCCAUGCCAGGAACUCCCUGGCAGAAAGAACAGACCAAGGACCUGCAGCAAGUACUAAAGGCGGUUCACAAAGACAUUCCACUGGUGUUCGUCAGUGGCAACCAUGACUUAGGCAACGUCCCCACAGCUGAGACCGUGAAGGACUUCUGCCAGACGUGGGGAGAUGACUACUUCAGCUUCUGGGUGGGAGGCGUCCUGUUCCUGGUACUCAAUUCCCAGUUCUUCUACGAUGCCUCCAAGUGCCCUGCACUGAAGCAGGCCCAGGACCGCUGGCUGGACCAACAACUGAGCAUCGCAGGGCAGCAGAGGUGCCAGCAUGCCAUUGUCUUCCAGCACAUCCCGCUGUUCCUGCAGAGCAUAGACGAAGAAGAUGACUACUUCAACCUCACCAAGGCUGUGCGGAAGGAGCUGGCAGACAAGUUCACUAGAGCAGGUAUCAAAGCUGUGUUCUCGGGCCACUACCACAGGAAUGCUGGGGGAACCUACCAGGAUCUUGACAUGGUGGUUUCAUCUGCUAUCGGGUGCCAGCUAGGCAAAGACACCCAUGGGCUCCGCGUGGUGGUCAUCACUGCUGAGAAAAUCAUUCACCGUUACUACAGCUUAGAUGAGCUGAACAAGAGAGGAAUUGACGACGACCUGAAGGAGCUGAUGAAGGAGUGAUUCCCCCACAUAAUCCAUCCAGUUUUCAUGCCCAGGACCUUUUAUCUUGCCAUAAUGUUUACAGCCCUUCAUAGCAAUAUUUGAGUAGACAGGCGGGUUUGUGAAUGGAUGUCGUUUUAUAUAAAUCAAAGUGCUGGGUCCUAUCCUCAAUUAUAUUCAGAAGGGGCUGUCUUCCCUUUAAGAAGCCAAAAAAAAAAAAAGGCUGUGGAUAUGUCUAAUUAUGGUGUGAGACCUUCCACAUGUGUGGGUAAACUCUCCUGCUGUGCGGCUCUCACUCUGCCCUUGAAUCCCACUGUUUCUGAUGUUGACAGUCAAUACCCACCUCCUGCCCUCCAUCCAGCUCAGUGCUCAUGUGUGAUCUUUAGUAAUUCCUCAAACAAACUACAUCUGCUUUUGUUAAAUUGUGGUCAUGACUCCCAGAACGCUGUGAAAACAAAGGUUCCUCCUCCCCUCCUGGCAGACCAAAUCGUAUCACUCCCUCCCAUAGCCACAGAUUCCUCACAACAGGGAGCUUCAUAGCCACCACUGGUGGGAACGUCAAGACCUCUGUUACUGCUGAUGCUGUAAUCACAGGUGGUCCAUGUGAAGGUGUGUUUGCCUUUCUGAUGACAUAUGUCACCUUCAUGCAUAGACCCUGUGUUCCAGAUGACCAGAACAGAGGCUGCAGCAGAAGGCCCUGGACAUGUGUCUGCCCUGUCUAUAUCCUUCUGCUGCAGGCAGCCCACAGCAUUAUCAGAUCACAGUGAACCUGGUGGGGAAACUGGACUUGCUGCAGACUUCUCCUGAGAACUGUCACUGGGCUAACUGCACUGUGUUAAUUGCCACUGACAUACAAAGCCCCUGACAAACAAACAAGCAGUGUGUGUUACUUAAAAUCCUCUUCGCUAUGGAAUGUGUUCUGCUGCCUCCUCUGGGAGCCCUGACAUCUAUGGGCUCUUCCUCCAUGAAUCUUCUGGCCUGAUGCUCAAUGAUGCUCAGUAACCAGGGCUCUAUAUCCUGCUGCAGAAGUUUAUAGUGCCCUGCAGUGGCUCAGGGGAAUCCUGAACCAACUUUAAAAACUCACCGGUUAUAAAUGAACAGCAAAGCCCAUUAAAUUUAAAAAAAAAAAAAGAAAAAAGAAAAAAACUUUCUUGUUAAAAAGUUUUAGUCAAUGUAGCAAAACCAUGAGAAAUUAAAUCAAAAGAUAAUUGGAUAUGUAAAUUUAUAUGGAACAAAAGAUACAAGAAGUUAAUUACGUUACAGAUUGGUGACACACCAGAGCUCAUUGUUAGGUAGCACAAGAAAAUUAAAUUUUUCAAACCAGAAUGAUCUUGAAGUGCUUGGGCUAUGUUCCUGUUUGUUUUCCUUCUUCUUUGGAGCAGAAUGUAAAGAGGUCAGGAGAGGAGUGGGAUUGGGUGGGGGGGCAUAACUGAUAGUCCAAUUGUUCCAGACUGAGUACUGCAACCCCUGAACCCAAAACAUGUGGGCUUGACUCCAUGGUGGAAGAAAGUUUAAUUACAGUGGGCUGAAGGCAUGCCCUUUGUCCAAGUUCCAUAUGAAAAAUGCAGCAGCCCCAGAAUGGGGACAAGAUAAGCAAUGGAAAUGAAGUAAGCCCUUGUCCUCAAAACACAGAAAUUAAAAGCUGAUUUAGAACCCCGAGAAUAUACUAAAGAAAGGAAUGGCAUUUCCAGUCUUCAGUGGAGCAGCUAUAUCAAGGUGGGGCUUGCUGCUAUGGGGAACAAAUGCAUAUCCCUCCAACUAAGACGGCAUGUCACUAUUCCAUUCACUCAUAUGCCUUUUUUUUAAAAAAAAAGAAUCUCAUUAAAAGAAAAAAUAAUAAAGAACUCCUACGUGCA